Molecule: messenger RNA, 2119 nt
Organism: Dreissena polymorpha
Lineage: Eukaryota; Metazoa; Mollusca; Bivalvia; Myida; Dreissenidae
Exons: 2
Coding region: 803-2119 (438 amino acids)
Source: RefSeq, a predicted model, not a curated record
CAUGUAUAACAUGUAAAUAUCAUCCGAAUUCAUUCCUCAUCCGAAUAACGGUGCACAUUAUUUUUGUUGUUCACAUAUUGUCUAUGCAGUGCACUGCAUUUAGCAAGAUAAUGUUCUCCAAUAUUUAAUAUAUUUAUAUAUUUGUAUUUACCUUGUGUUUAGUCCAUUAUAUGUUGUUUGUUGUGAGAAUAAUCCAACAUAUUCGAAAUUCCUGCACUGUCAAAAUCGUUGCAGCAAUGUAUAUUGAUGACGUCAUACGUAGGAGUAUGGUGGAGUGUUAUUGCAUGCAUUUGACUUUAAAAUAGGCUGUAAAAUUAUAAUAUUCACUCCUCUAUUUGUAUAAAAAGAUGAUAUUUAUUAUAACUUGUAAACUCUUCAUUUAUAUUAAGUGUUAAAACAUAAUAGUUUGCAGGGAACUAUUUGAGACGCUGAAUGCGUAAGAAUUUCUUAAGUUUUCAUGCUGCAGCAUUUAAUAUUGUAUUGUUAUACAUGCAUAUUUAAAAGUGUCUAUUGUUUCAAGUCAUCAAACUUAUUGCCUUCUUUGAUUAAGAUGUGAUAUUUAUGAUGAUUGUCGUUUUAUUAUAAUUAGAAGUAUAUUCUUGUUUACAUGUAACUGCAUUACUUCCAUACAUGGUGCAGGAUGCUGCAGGAUUGUGAUUGGCUGCAGCUGAAUCUUUGGCUGCAGCCAAAUCUGCAGCAUCCGAAGGGUAUAAAAGGAGGUUCUCCGCACAGUUUUGGCAACAGUUGCUAACAACAAACAUCACUGUUCGAUCAAUUGAAAACCCUUCCAAAAAAUUCUGCCAUGGAUUGCGAGGUGUGUGGCACUGCUUUCCACAGCAAACGGGAUCUGCGAAACCAUCUGGCAAAAACCGACCAUCGCCGCAUGAGGUAUGUCUGCGUGUGGUGCGUCGGCAAGCAUCCAAGAGAAUUCAAGUCCGACUGGGACCUGAGGCGCCAUAUCAGGGCUCAUCACCCACAUGAGCACGACCAUACACUAAAGGAAUUUCCACGACUGCUAUCUUCAGAAAACUCCUUCUACUUCUCCACAAAUCCCACAGUUCAUCUUCUGACCAAUCCCACUCCAAAUCCUUCGCAUCCAGAGGCCAUUGAAGCCAGACGACUGGUUACUAAAUGGGCUGCAGGACGCGUUCCUGGGAUCACCCGAUGGAUCGAAGGCUGGAAUUCAUUGACUUCAUCUUCUUCAACAUCAUCCGUGUCAACUCCACCAAUCAACAACCCAGAGCUUAUCCUGAAAUCCGUGAUUAUGGAUAGCACUGGAUGCACCAUCAUUUGCUGUUCCAAUGCUACUUACAUCAAAGCCAAAGUCCCACUCUCCGCAUUGACUGAUGCUCGUCUGGUAAGCCGUUUGGUACGACGUAUGAAUGCACUGCCUAAGGAAGUAUUUAUUCCAUCAGGUCAUUGGGAAUUAGGAAAUCCAUCCCAUCAUACUUCUAUUACAUCAUUACUUGGACUUCAACCCAACCAGAUUGAAUCUGUGGUAGUCCUCCAUCUUCCCACCUUCACGUCAAGAAAAUCUCCUGAUCUUGCCGCCACAGCAUCUUCACCCUCAAGUCCAUCACUCCCUACACAAGCCUUUGUUCCAGUUGCUUUGCCUUCCGUCACUCCUGCUGCCGUUUCCACAUUGUCUUUCAUACCCGAUGCAGCAACUUCACCUACAACUGAUGUCCUCUUUCCCAAAUCAACAUCUGAUAUGCAUACUGUUCAAACACCUGAGUCUACGCCAGUUCCAAAACAUCUGAUCAUUGAUGAACGUCUAACUCAACUUGAUUUGGACUACAAUGACCUACGCAGUCCCACACCAGUCUCAAUAUCCUCCCCGCAACGCACCGAAGACCUAGAGACCAGUGAUCAUCAGCCAACAUCAGCAGUAUUACCGUUAUACUCCAGCUCCCCAUUCUACAACCCCGUUUCACCUACACCAGUUUCUCAUGGGAACACAUCAUCAACGCCAAACUAUGAGCCUGCAGAAGUACCAACACAAACACAGUCCUCCAAGAACGAAAUCAGCUUUCAGAAUUCCUCCUGUCUACAUCCCCACACCACGCCAUUCCUCGGUCAAAGAAGUCCUCAAGACGAAGGCCCAUUCGCUUCUUCUUGA